Molecule: messenger RNA, 825 nt
Organism: Saccharomyces paradoxus
Lineage: Eukaryota; Fungi; Ascomycota; Saccharomycetes; Saccharomycetales; Saccharomycetaceae
Gene: UTP30
Product: Utp30p
Exons: 1
Coding region: 1-825 (274 amino acids)
Cellular component (GO): 90S preribosome
Source: RefSeq, a predicted model, not a curated record
AUGGUUGAGCCAAGUAAUAUUUUAAAAAGCGGGCUAGCGGAGAAAGCACUAAAUGCUUUAAUUUUACAAUGUAAAGAGAACGCAUCUUUACAAAAUGAUAAAGACAUACAUAUAAUUAUCAAUAUGGGUAAAAAAAUGGGCAUAAAAAGGGACAACAUCCCCCGUAUUAUCCCAUUAACAAAAUGCAAGCUAUUCAAACCAAGGGAUCUAAACAUACUACUCAUUACUAAGGAUCCCUCUUCUUUGUAUAGAGAGACUUUGACAAAAGACGAGCAUACAUCAGAAUUAUUCAAAGAAAUUAUAAGUGUCAAGAACUUGAAGCGUAGAUUCAGAGGGAGUAAAUUGACCCAACUUUAUAAGGAUUUUGACUUGGUUAUUGCUGAUUACAGAGUUCACCACCUACUUCCGGAGGUCCUUGGCAGCAGAUUUUUUCACGGCAGUAAAAAAUUACCAUACAUGAUACGCAUGUCCAAAGAAGUAAAAUUGAAGCGUCAGCAAAUGACCGAAAAGUGCGAUCCCAUUUACGUGAGAGCACAACUGAGAAGUAUAUGUAAGAACACCUCGUAUAUUCCCAACGAUGAUAACUGCUUGAGCGUCAGGGUCGGUUAUAUUCAAAAACACUCCAUACCAGAAAUUUUACAAAACAUCCAAGAUACAGUGAAUUUUCUCACCGAUAGAAGUAAGAGACCGCAAGGCGGCGUCGUUAAAGGAGGAAUAAUAUCUAUAUUCGUCAAGACCAGUAACAGUACUAGCUUGCCUAUAUACCAAUUCUCAGAGGCCAAAGAAAACACUGAAAGUGAAAAUCUGAGUGAUAUAAAAUUGUAA